Molecule: messenger RNA, 1542 nt
Organism: Letharia columbiana
Lineage: Eukaryota; Fungi; Ascomycota; Lecanoromycetes; Lecanorales; Parmeliaceae
Exons: 3
Coding region: 1-1542 (513 amino acids)
Biological process (GO): protein phosphorylation
Molecular function (GO): ATP binding; protein kinase activity
Source: RefSeq, a predicted model, not a curated record
AUGGAGUACUUAGGCGGAGGGUCAUGCCUAGAUCUACUUAAACCAGGUCCAUUCAACGAAGGCCACAUUGCAAUCAUCUGCCGCGAGCUACUUCUAGGACUCGACUAUCUGCACCAAGAGGGGAAGAUACAUCGUGACAUAAAAGCCGCCAAUAUACUGCUGGCACAGUCAGGAAAGGUCAAGCUUGCGGACUUUGGUGUUGCGGCUCAGCUAACAAACAUAAAAUCGCAAAGAAAUACAUUUGUGGGAACUCCAUUCUGGAUGGCACCAGAAGUUAUACAGCAAGCUGGGUAUGACUUCAAAGCGGACAUCUGGUCAUUAGGGAUAACAGCUAUGGAAAUGGUCAACGGAGAGCCGCCAAAUGCUAGCACGCAUCCGAUGAAGGUACUAUUCUUGAUACCAAAGGCGCCGGCACCGAGACUUGAGGGGAGCGGCUAUAGUCGAGAUUUUAAGGAGUUCGUUGCGGCUUGUCUCGUGAAAGAUCCAGACCGCAGGCCAACUGCAAAAGAACUCUUGCAGCAUCGGUUCAUCAGAAGCGCUGGGCGGGUAGAAGGUCUGCAAGAGCUCAUUCAGCGUCGACAAAUGUGGGACAGCAGCAGGGGAAGGCAAACCCACCCAAGAUACUACGAGGAGACGCUGGGUUCAAUGCUAGUAUUGGAAGAAAAAGAAGAUUGGGUUUUUGAUACAAUCAAAGCUCCCACAAUGGUGAUGUCAAGCCAAACGCAGAGGCACACCCAGAAGCGCCGAAAAAUGUCAAUUGUACACGAUGAAAUGCAAGAAGGCCCAGAGACUAUCCUCGGCCGGCUGACCCUAGAGGAUUCGCAGCCAAAACCGGAGUCGACCUUAUCAACGAUGCGAAGAGCAACCACGAAGCGUCGAUCGUCACCAACAGGAGCUGGGUCUCCUGCUAAACGAAGAUCAAGCGGACAGAAGCAGCCUCUGGCGCCUUGUACGGAUUUUGGAAAUAGCGGAUCCACAAUGAGACAGUUUCGACGUGUGUCAGAAAACUCUCCAGAAGUAGCGCCCAACGCAUCUCUGGCGGAAAGAGAUGAGAAUCACCACUCAAUGGCCGAAACAGUGACCAAAGAGGUGCUACUUGGGCGAAGGGCCUACUCGAGAGCCGUUGAUCAAGCCUUGCAAGAGACGUACGCGCAGACAGGAAAUCAGAUCAAGCGCGAAGCUAUCUCCCGAGUAGCACUUGCGUGGGACACUUUAGACAAAGAGGACCCCGAAGGAGAAUACCACCUUCUGAAGCUCAUAAUAGAAAAGGUCCAAAAUGAUCCGAAGCUGUCAGGACUCCUGCCACCGUCACAACCAGUAACGCCCCCGAAGCCAAAACUCGUUUUAGCUCAGAAUAACCCCCAUCUCAAGAGUCACCGUCGCCGCCAGUCCUCGCUGCUGCCGGCGGAUGAUGUGUGGACAGUUAAACAACUACAGCUGCCUGGACAGCUUGUUGACGGGAUGGACCACACAAAGCAAUUAGCUGAUGUUUUGUAUGGCAAGUGGGCCGAAGGUCUAAAGAACAGGUGGCCGAAUCUUUGA